Diceros bicornis minor is the source of this 3899-nucleotide messenger RNA. It is a transcript of the gene SGO1, whose product is annotated as shugoshin 1. Gene Ontology annotation, cellular component: nucleus; chromosome, centromeric region. The record is from RefSeq and is a predicted model, not a curated record. Gene Ontology annotation, biological process: meiotic chromosome segregation. The coding region runs from base 126 to 1742 and encodes 538 amino acids. The transcript is spliced from 8 exons. NCBI's taxonomy places the organism in Eukaryota, Metazoa, Chordata, Mammalia, Perissodactyla, Rhinocerotidae.
GGGCGACGGGAGACGGUGCCUGAGAGCUGCAGGGCCCGGAGCGCGGGGCACACACGGCCGCACAGCCUCGCGGAGCCUUGGAAUGUGAGGAGGAGCUGCGGCAGAAGUGGAGGCCAAGGCAGAAAAUGGCCAAGGAAAGGUGCCUGAAAAAGUCCUUUCAAGAUAGUCUUGAAGACAUCAAGAAACGAAUGAAAGAGAAAAGGAAUAAAAACUUGGCAGAGAUUGGCAAACGAAAGUCUUUUAUAGCUGCACCAUGCCAACUAAUCACCAACACUUCUACACUGCUAAAAAACUACCAAGACAACAACAGAAUGUUAGUUUUAGCUUUGGAAAAUGAAAAAUCCAAAGUGAGAGAAGCCCAAGAUAUUAUCCUACAGCUGAGAAAAGAAUGUUACUACCUCACAUGUCAGUUAUAUACGUUGAAAGAAAAGCUUACUUCACAACAAACAGAAGAAUUUGCUCAGAACCAAGAAGUAUGUCUCUCUGGAAUGGAUUCCAAUAGUGACAACAACUCUGGGGAUUUAUUUGUGAAGGAUUUACCACAAGUUCCUCUUCAGGAAACUCACCUUCCAGGACAAGGAGAAUCGUUCCAAAUAGAAGAGCAAAUACCUACCAUUCCUCCAGACAGACUGAGACUUGAUUUGGAUUCAGGUGAAGAUAAGUCUACUGAUAAUGUCUUACCUAGAACUGUAUCUCUCCGUCGCAGUUUAAAGAAACGUUUUAACAAUCUGUGUCAAUUCAAUACCUUGGAUGAUUUUGAACUCAGUCAUUUGUCAGAGCAGUCUUUUGAAUUAGAAAGAAUUAGAUUUGUAGACCCACUAAUAAGUAUGCACAUACCUGAAAAUGUAGAACAAAAUGUUUCUCAAUGGAACAAGGAUCAAAUUAACUUAUCACCAAAGCUCACUCACCCAGGAAGAUCUACUAAAACAAAAGAAGACGUUUUAGAGUAUAAAUCUGAACAAACUGAAAGUAAGCAUAGAGAUGCACAAGGAAGAAGAAGAAAAGAGAAAAGAAAAGCUAACAGAAGGAGAAAAUCAAAAUCUAUAUCAAAGUAUAAAUGGAGCAAAAGUGAGAAUAAAAAAACUGUUUCCAAAAAAAAGUUGGAUGAAUCUUUCACUUCCAAUGAUGCUUACAAUUUUAAUUUGGAAGAGGGUGUUCAUCUCACUCCUUUCCGACAAAAAAUGAGCAGUGAUUCUAAAAGAGAAGAAACCAAAAACAGUGAAUCUGAAGUGAGCAUUUGUGAAUCAGGUGGUUCUGAAUCAAGUGGUUCAGGAGAUGAUUCUGAUGACCUCUAUUUGCCCACUUGCAAGUCCAGUCAAGAUCUCACCAACGAAUCAGAUAGGGGCCCAGUCACCAGGCCUCGAUCUAAAAGAGCACCAAAAUAUACGGAUGAAAAAGAGACGGAGGGUUCUAAGCCAACAGAAACUCCUCCUAGUGUACUACCUGAACCUCACCAGUCAGCUCAUUGUGGCCUGAAGGAUAUCACCAAUGUCCCCUUGGAUCCUGUAGUGAAAAUCAGAAAACUUUCUCUUUCCCCAAAGAAGAAUAAAGAAAGCCCCGCAGUGUCUCUGCCUAAGCGUAGGUGCACAGCCAGUGUGAACUACAAGGAACCCACACUCGCUUCGAAACUGAGAAGAGGGGACCCUUUUACAGAUUUGUGCUUCUUGAAUUCGCCUAUUUUCAAGCAGAAAAAGGAUUCCAGACACAGUUCUAAAAAAAGAAGUAUGAAGAAAAUACAAUGAAGCGUUUGUUGGAUGCUGUUUAAAUUCAUCUUACACCCCUUUCUGUUGCUCAAGCGAGAAUCUGAAAGAUAGUACACAAGUGGGUUGAACUAUUGCCAUGGAAUAUUCUCUUGACAGGACUCUAGAUCAUGAACAUUUCUUCGAAACUAAACUUCAAAUGUGAUUUUUUUCUUAAACCUUUAAUAAAUUUGGUUUUUUCCUUUAAAUAUGAAUAACUGGACUUAAGCACUAUAAUAGUUUAGAUUUUUUUAUACUGCAUAAAACCCUUAAUUUUAGUCAAAAUGUAUCUUAUGUCAACAUUGUGAAAAUUAAUAAUGAUUAUUCAAAUUAAGAUGUUUUGAUUAUAAGCUUCUGGCAUCUUUAUUUUUCCCUUAUGCGGGGAAUACUAGAAUGAAUGAUUUUUGAAGACGUCUGAGGAUUUUUUGAAACUCCUUAUAUAAUAUUUGAAUAAAACAAAUUCGUGACAUUCACAGUAGGGUAUAUCCUAAAUUGUUUGUGGAUCCUUUAUAUCAUUGUUAAAUUUAAUUUUUCUGGUGAAGUGUGUAUGAGAUCGCGAUUAGAGAAUUGAUGGCUGCUUUGGCUCAGGGACUAGGUAAGUGACUAGCUCUGAACCCCAAGCUCUAGGUGUAUGUUGUUCAACAUGAUACUUAAGCAAAAUCACAGAUUAUUAUGUCAUGGACUUUCAGGAUAGUUCCUUAUUUAGUCAAAAAUCUCAAACGUUAAAUGUGUGAAUGCCAAGGGCUUUUUUGUUAUUUUUGAUCGACCUAUGAGAAGGAACUAGUUCAGUUCUAAAAGUUUGAAGCCUAUACUUGUAUAUACUUCUUUAAACUUUAAAGCACUGUAGGUUAUCCAUUUUUAAAGAGCAAUAAAGUUUGUAUAAGACAGUGCUUGUGUUUUUCUUCUAGUCUUUAAAUAUUAAAGAUAGAAUAUCUCUGAUCAUCUUACUUUCUAUCCUUCACUAUUCUCAUCCUUCUUGCACGUUUCUCUCCCUCCACCUUGGUUUCCCCAAUAGUCAUUGCCAUGAAAUUCGCAGCUCCCCUACCGUACUCUCAACCUAACACUUCUGUCUUUCAACUUUUCAUUGUGGAAUCUCCAGGUCCAUGAUCAACAAAUUCUGUUUUACUGGGUGACCUCAAUUUUCAAUCCAGACCUCAAAUUUUCUUGACUGCAUCUCCAUAUCUUUCUGCAUUCCAUAUCAAUCACACCCAAAAACGUUUUCAUCAGCCAAAAUUUUCUAUCCCUGAUAGAAUCACUGAUUCAUAUGUCCUACUCUCCCAUCACAGUCUCUUAUUUUUCCAAGUUGUUUGUUCAACCAUUUCCCUUACAGCUGUUCUUUAAAUUCAUAGAAACUCUAGAAUAGCUGUCUUAACUUAAUUAACAUUAAAUACAAUUUACAAUUUAAUUUCUCAAUCACACUAUCCACCUUUCAAGUGCUCGAUAGCCACAUGUGGCUAGUGGUUACCAUAUCGGGGACAAUGCAGAUAUAGAGCAUUUCCAUCACCACAGAAAGUUCUGUUGGACAAUGCUGCUUGAGGUUAGCAGUGGGCAAACUGUAGCCCAUGGGCAAAAUUCAGCCCUCUGCCUGCUUUUGUGUGAUCUGCAAGCUAAAAAUGGUUUUUAUGUUUUUAAAUGGUUGAAAAAAACCAAACACUUGCUAUCAAUUUUGAUGAUAGAAAACACUAACUUUGAACCCCAAUAAAGUACUUACAUAAUAUCCUUGAUUUUGCCUCUUUGGCCUGCAAAGCCUAAAAUAUUUAUUCUCUGGCCCUUUACUGAAAAAGUUUGCCAACUCCUGCUCUAGACCAUCGACUGCCUUUACUUUUACUUAUAGAUCUUUCUCUUCUGACAUUUUCUGAUCUAGCUUUGAUCUUCACCUUCCCUUCAUCUCCAAAAUCAAUCAUUAUUCUAAAUUUGGUGUUUUGUGCUUUUAUAGUUUUUGUACUUUUAAUAUUUCUGUAUUCUUCCUGUAGCGUUUAUCCAUGGACUGUUAAGAAUUGUUUUGUAUUUUAACCUUCUACAUGAAUGUUAUAUUGUACAUAUCUUUUUGCAGCUGACUUUUAACACUGUUUUUGAGAUUUAUCCGUGUUGGCAGAUGUAGAUUAUUUUCAUUGUUGUUGUACAGUAUUUUCUUAUAUAAAUAAACCAGACUUAAUCUUC